AUGCUAGGUAGCAAGCGAAUGGGGCUGUGUGGACUGACCCUCGCUCUGUCCCUGCUCGUCUGUUUGGGCGUGCUGGCUGAGGGAUACCCCUCCAAGCCCGACAAUCCCGGCGAGGAUGCACCAGCGGAGGACAUGGCCAGAUACUACUCGGCUCUACGACACUACAUCAAUCUGAUCACCAGGCAGAGAUAUGGCAAGAGAUCCAGCCCUGAGACACUGAUUUCAGACCUCUUAAUGAGAGAAAGCACAGAAAACGUCCCCAGAGCAAGGCUUGAAGACCCUUCCAUGUGGUGAUGGAACAUGAAACUCCCUCUCCCGACUCUUCCUGUUUUCCACCCACAUCUCAUCUCAUCCUGUGAUACCCGUCCGCCUGUCCCACC
Messenger RNA from Peromyscus eremicus (cactus mouse), 380 nucleotides. RefSeq names its product neuropeptide Y (gene Npy). Gene Ontology annotation, molecular function: neuropeptide Y receptor binding; neuropeptide hormone activity. The coding region runs from base 1 to 294 and encodes 97 amino acids. NCBI's taxonomy places the organism in Eukaryota, Metazoa, Chordata, Mammalia, Rodentia, Cricetidae. Gene Ontology annotation, biological process: neuropeptide signaling pathway; feeding behavior. Gene Ontology annotation, cellular component: extracellular region. The transcript has 3 exons. The record is from RefSeq and is a predicted model, not a curated record.